AUGAAGUAUUUGCCCGUACAAGACUUCGAGGCCGUCACCGGCGCUCUCAACUUCAAUACUCCAGACUGCAACGUCACCGGCGGCUGCGAUCUCUAUACCACAAAGUCCACCGGCUCCGACAAGAAGCUCUACAAGAACAUUGACAAGGACCUCAGCUCCCAACAUGAGGCCCUCGUCAAACUUGGUGCCAGCCUGUCACCCCCGGAGCGCGAACACAUGCUGGCCUCAUCACCAUCCAUGCAGCUCUUUUCCACCUCGAGUCCUUUCGGUCCCCUCUCAGAACUCUCUAGCCGCCGCACAUUCGCAUACAUGAUUGCCACAUUAAACGCCUCGCACCCGCACUACGACUUUUCUCACGUUCUGCGCCCCGGCGACUUCAAGCGAGAGCGCAACCUGCGCCGCGUCAUGGCCAACCUCGACUCGAUAUUGCAAAACGUCCGUCCAUCAUCCACCUUUGAGCCCACGUCACUCAACUCGUCAUAUGGAACCGAUUCGUCCUCGUUUUGGGGCCCUCAAUGCUGGGCCCUGAUUGACAAGGAGAUGCGCCUCAACGAGUGUACCAUUUUCCGAUACAACCCCGACACGGAUCCCUUCGAGGAGGACGAGAGCGCCAUCUGGGCCGCUCACUACUUCUUCUUCAGCCGAGCCCUGAAGCGCGUAGCCUAUCUCUACGUCCGCGUCGUGCCCGUCAUCUCCUCCCAGAGCCCCUCGUUGAGGCCUAUGCGCAUGGCGGGAGGGCACGGACACAAGCUUGGUGUCUUGGGAGCUGGCGACACCGGUGUAAGCCGUUCUGCAGGUGCUGAGAAGCGUGCGACGUACUGGCUGAGCGAUCGCGAUGCCGAGCUCGUAAUACCACCAGAAAAUGACGACGAGCUUGGUGAUGAUGGCCUGUACUGGAACCGAGGGGAAGACGGGGACAUUGUCGCUUUCUCGGACGACGACUACGUGGAAGACGAAGAGGAUGAUGACUUUGAUGACGUGGAUAUGCUGGAUACGCCGAGAGAGAGAUUUAUGAGCGAAGAUAUUGCCGGUAGGAUGGAAAUUUGA
Molecule: messenger RNA, 1047 nt
Organism: Cordyceps militaris CM01
Lineage: Eukaryota; Fungi; Ascomycota; Sordariomycetes; Hypocreales; Cordycipitaceae
Product: mitogen-activated protein kinase MAF1
Exons: 2
Coding region: 1-1047 (348 amino acids)
Biological process (GO): negative regulation of transcription by RNA polymerase III
Cellular component (GO): nucleus
Molecular function (GO): RNA polymerase III core binding
Source: RefSeq, a predicted model, not a curated record